Messenger RNA from Wyeomyia smithii (pitcher-plant mosquito), 1290 nucleotides. RefSeq lists its product as uncharacterized. Gene Ontology annotation, molecular function: chitin binding. Bases 31 to 948 code for a protein of 305 amino acids. The transcript has 2 exons. NCBI's taxonomy places the organism in Eukaryota, Metazoa, Arthropoda, Insecta, Diptera, Culicidae. The record is from RefSeq and is a predicted model, not a curated record. Gene Ontology annotation, cellular component: extracellular region.
AGUACAAAAGAUAUCGUAAUAGCAGUAAAAAUGAUUGUACUAAUUGCGCUCUGCUUGGUCUCCGGUGCGUUCGGUUCACUGUUAUGCCCGAUCAAAUUUGAUCCCGAUCAGACGGUGCACUUGGCUCAUCCUACCGACUGCGGUAAGUUUCUAACCUGCGUUGGAUCCAAUCCCGUCGAGCAGUUUUGCCCACUAGGCCUGCACUGGAAUGAAGAAACGAACUUUUGCGAUUAUCCGCGUGCUACUAAUUGCUCUCGUGGGGAUGCUGUGGAACAGGCCUGGUUCAAUGUGAGCGCUAUUUCAACCAGUCAGCAUUGUUUACCUCAGUCGGAGAAGUGUCCACUGAUUUCCAAACCUCAGGAAGAAGUUGUCUUUCUGAAACAUCGAAAUUGUCGCAAGUUCUACGCUUGUGUGGCCGCUCAACCUAUUGAACUAAGCUGCCCUCACAAGUUGUAUUGGAAUUCAAAGAGCUGCAUCUGUGAUUAUGAUUCCGAUAAUGAGUGUGAUGAUCAUGGGGAUAGGAUUAACGACAGCGAUGACCAGAAGCACUCUGAAGAGGAAGAAGGCGAUCAGGAGGCGGAACAAGAAGUUGAACAACCUUCAGAUGGUGACGAUGAGGAUAAGCAGCCAGAAGAAGUUGAACAACCUUCAGAAGGUCUCGAUGAGGAUAAAGAACCAGAAGCUGAACAGGGUGAAUCAGAAGCAAGUGUCGUUGAAUCAGCAGUGAGAGUUCGUCGAGCGGCGGAUAGUUCUGGUAGCUCAAGCUCAGGUUCCGGUUCUAAUUCCGGCUCUGGUUCCAGCUCUGGCUCAGGCUCCGGUUCCAAUUCUGGCACAGGAUCUGGCUCCAGUUCCGGCUCAGGAUCAGAGCCUGUUCAAUCGGGUGCAGAUGCUCAGACUAUUUCUUCGAUUGCUGUACUUUUGGUCACCGCCAUACUGAGUGUAUCGUAAGGUGCAAUUUUAAGAAUGAAGAUAUGGAAAAUAUAAAUAAACUGGUUUUGGGUUUAAAAUAAUAUACGGGAGAAUAAAAUAUAAAAAGUAAGUAGAACUUUAAAUAAAGUGCAAUCAACCUAUCAUUCAAUACUGGAAAGGAUAUGAAUCUAUUUGUUUCUGAAGGUCGCACAUGUAAACAACUCGCUAGCAAAGCAAUAAAAAGUCGGACCAGCGACUAUCGUUUGUCUGUGCCGUGUUUGUGGUUGUUGGAUAUAGUUCAUGGCUCAACAUCUAGUAUAAGUAUAUUUUAUACAAAUCUAUGAUUAUUCAACAUACCACCGACGCUAUGAAUAAUAAAAA